CACGGAUCCAAACGUGAUCAAUCCUCACCACAAACAGGUCCAAAAAACAAGAAAGCAAGCGCAAUCAUUCUUCUCCUUCAUCUCUCGAGUGGUACCGUGUUAGGCUACGGUAUCAAUUCAUGCAAUAAAUAAUGAGAAACCUUGCUUUAGUUGGAGAGUCUCGACGGGAGAUUGAGUUGCCAGAGUUGGCUCCUCCUGGUCCCAACGGUCGCCAUGCCGUGGAUAUUUUCCAGACCGUGUCGGAUGGGUUUUCCGAUGGUUCCAGCAGUUUUGUCUUGACCAACGAUGGCUUUUUGCUCAAAGUACAUAAUAAUAACAACAAUGAUAACAAUAAACCCGAAUGGAUUGCGCCUCUGGAUCAAUUGUGUGAAAAUCCCGGUGGAGAGUGGUUCGAUCUUUCCUAUGUCGAUUCCGGAAAUGAACUCUUGCUGGUCUGUCUUUCCCACAAUGGCGCCAUUGUCACGGUCGAUCCCACCAGUGGACAAGCCGAGUUGGUGGGGGAAUUUGAACAUGGGUUGCAAACGGGAGCCUUUUCUCCCGAUGGUGAAUUGCUGUGUCUCUUGACUUUUUCGGAACCAGAAGAAGAAGAAACUACGAAACGAAAUUCGGCACUCUUAUUGAUGAAUGCUCAGUGGGAUGUCCUGGCCGAAGUCAACAUUCCAGCUCAUAUUCCCUCCGAAC
Seminavis robusta is the source of this 681-nucleotide messenger RNA. Lineage: Eukaryota; Bacillariophyta; Bacillariophyceae; Naviculales; Naviculaceae. The record is from the annotation of a GenBank genome assembly.